Aspergillus clavatus NRRL 1 is the source of this 2064-nucleotide messenger RNA. RefSeq lists its product as uncharacterized. Bases 1 to 2064 code for a protein of 687 amino acids. Gene Ontology annotation, molecular function: acetyltransferase activity. Lineage: Eukaryota; Fungi; Ascomycota; Eurotiomycetes; Eurotiales; Aspergillaceae. The transcript is spliced from 2 exons. The record is from RefSeq and is a predicted model, not a curated record.
AUGAGCACCAUCCCCGCUAAUUCACGAAUGAAUGGCCAUGAAACGGAGAGAAUGUCCAAACCGGAGAAUCAGAGUCCUUCUCGAUUUACUGCGGUGAACGGGAAGGAUACCACAAUGUCGGGAAUAGCUGAUUCGUCCACUGCAGACUUAUCGAACGCCGAGGAGCAGGGAGAUUCGUUCGAAAUUCAAGGAAGAAUUGAAGUUGAGGCCGCGCCUCGACCUGAUGAGCGUGUUCGCGACGGUGGAAUUAUGGGAAGCGACCAGGACGAACAAGCCUCCCAUCAGUCGUUAAACUACCAGGCUCCAUCAUUAGCAAUACAGAAAGCGAACAAGAGGAAGCGAUCAGAGUCGGGUGAAAGACAAAGCGUUUCUAUGGCAGUUUCUAAAGGUCCUCGAAGUCCAGUCGGAUACACAGACGAGGCUUCCGAUUCUCAUUCGCAUUCAAAUGUUCUUCACCCUCCGGGGUCACCACAUAACGAUCAUGAGGCCAGAAACGCUCCACCCUCAGUAGUUCGAUCGGAUAGGCAUGAGGGUUCCCGACCCUCGUCUCUGAAUACUCCGAUAAAUGAUUACGACUCCCAUUUGGUGCAACAGGCACAACGCGCACAACAAAUUGAUGCUUCCGAUGCUCAAUUGGCAGAAGUACUUCAGCGUGAAUCUCAAACGCACGAUGCUCCAGGUACGGUGCAUAAAUCUUGGGGUACGGCCAAUCGCUUGGCAGAAGAAUCUACGCAAUCAGAAGAACCCUCUGCGAUGUCCACCUUUGCACAAGAACGACCUCAGGCCGCCGUACAAGUUGCUCCGAAACGGAAACGCGUGUUUAGCAACCGAACAAAGACAGGUUGCAACAAUUGUAUCAGGGGCGGUUUCCUCUGUGAAGGUUAUUCUUCUCGAAGUACAUGGCAAAAACCAUCGAGUGCGAAAACCCCAGUGCCGCUGCAAUCGAAGGAAGGAUAUUCUGAUGUUGGGGGUCAGUAUGUGCACGACUUAAGCCAACCUCACGAGCGGCAGCAAGUCUUGACCGAACAGAUUGAUUCGGGAAAGAUGAGAGCAAUCAUCAGCGACGAGUCUGACCGAAAUGCGGGUCCUUUCAGUGCAAGUCCCACGGGAAUCAGCUCGACUCGUGGGUCAUGGUCCAAACGAAAUUGGCCCAAUGCAGGCCAUACUGCAUUUAUACCGGAUCAUAUGUCUAAGCCCGACUAUCGAGAGGUCCCAUCAAUACACGAAUUGUCCUGCGAUGGACAUCCUAAAUCGGAUUAUCAGAUCGUUCCAUCGAUUCGAGAUAUGCCACAUGGGUCUCAUCAGAAGCCCGGGGUAUCACUUUACCAGAGUGGUCUUGACCAGCGGCCAGCUCACACGGGCAGCGUGGACGCAAGCAGCCCACAGGCACAGGCUCGGAUGGCAUUGAGCAUCGAGCAUCAGCUCUCAUCCCGCACUGUGCCUGGAGAUGAAUCAGAGAAGGACAAGAUGAUUCGUGGCGAGCUAUAUCGCCCUUUCGAUAUACAUCUUGUAGAGGAACGAGAGCGUUGCAAAGCCGCCCUGUGGCGCUUCAAUAAUGCAUGUAAUCCACUAUCAGGGUUAACUACGAAGGAACAAAAUCGCUUGCUAAAAGAAGUUCUGGUUCCCUCAGGCUCAAUCGUUGGAUCUCCUUCAAGUAUGAGCGCGCCUCGACCCGCGGGAUCCAUUGGACAAGGUGCUGUUGUCGAGUCGCCUUUCCAAUGCCACUAUGGAUUUAACAUUCACAUCGGUGAAGACGUCAUGAUAUCUGAGCACUGCCUCUUUGUGGAUGAUUGUUCGAUCACUGUCGGUGCUCAUACGUGGAUAGGGCCCAGAGUCACUAUUCUCAGUUCAAUGGCUCAUGCAAACAUGCAAGAACGGAAGGGUUCCCAGAGUCGCUAUCAAGGCCGUCCUGUGACGAUCGAGGAGGACUGUUACGUGGGUGCUGGCUGCACGAUUUACCCAGGGGUACGUCUCCGGCGGGGAGCAUAUGUGGCUCCAGGUGAGGUAGUGAAAUCUGAUAUUGUAGCCUACGGUUUUCAGGGUCUUAAACCGAGCUACAUGUGA